UGGUCGCUCGUUUUCGCCUUCAAAAGAAUUUGAACAAAAGAGAGGCAAUUCUUUAUUUUAUUUACUUCACUCGUUCACUUACUUUACUACUGUGUGAUUCCUCAUGUCUGCCGGUUUCCUACUCCAGCCAAAAUAACCUUGAUUUUUUAUUCUGCACCUGCGCAAUAGUCUCCGGGGCUUUAUUUUCGACUUAAUCUAUCCAGGCUGAAUUUGCAAAGGCACCGGCACAAUGUUUAAAGACUUCACCUUCUCUCCGCGCCCCCGCGUCACCUUCGACGGCGAUGAUCGCCUCAUGGUCGACAGCGACAGUUCGCUGGUCUCUCCACUAUCCUCGCGCUGUCCAUCUCCUGGUCCUUUUACCUCGCAGCCACAGGGCCAGCGAUUCCCCCGAUCGGUGCGACCAUCUCUUCUCCGUUCCCGACAGCCCUCUCUCCCGCCGACCUCGGUCCCCGCCGACCACCAGCACGGCGGGUUGUCCAUCGAGACCCUCACCAAGAAACUCCACGAACAUACCCUGCAACAGCAGAACCAACAACAACAGCAACCUGAUCCCAGGAACAAUGCGCAAGAAGAAUGUCUCUCCCCACACUCCCUCCCCGAACUCGUCCCCGGCUCUGGUCUCCCAGGCUACUUCCUCACGCCCCCAGACACAGACGUCGACCACGACGAUGAAUCAUCACUCCACGGCGACGUCGACAACGAGUCAACACUCACCUCGCCGACUGUCUCGCAUAUCCAAACACCCUUCCUAAGCCCGACAUCCGUACCAUCAGAGUUCUUGCACACAGAUAGCAACAACGCGCACGAGGCGAUCAACGUCCGCGCACAGAGACAGCAGAUCUCGCAGAUCCAGUGCAGCGUAACAGAUAUCGAGGCGAUUCGUCGAGCACUUAUCUGCUGCGCUGAGGAGGAUAGUCCCAUGGAUACGUUUGGGGAGUAUGAUUGCCAUCCUAGUUCGUUGCCGCCGAGGCGGUCUCCGCGUCGGAGAACCGUUACGAUGAACCGGAGUCGUUCGCGGCCUGUGGGGGCUAGUGGUUCGGGCUCUAGCUCUGGUUCGGGAGUAGGGGAUUUGGAGCAAGGGUAUCGAGGACGACGGAAGAGUAGCUCCGGUGCUCUCUUGCAAUCGUUCUCAUCACGGAUUGAUAAGAACUACUAUCCGUCGUCGUCGAGCCGGGAGAUGCGCAAGAAGAGUGAGCAGGGACUUAGGAGGAAGAGUCUGGUUAGUGCUGCAUUGGCGUCUAUGGUGGAGCACUGUCUUUAAUGUUGUAUCUGUAUUUGUAUUUGUAUCAUAGUUCCCUUCUUGUAUAUAGUAUGCUUGUACUUGACAAAGAUACCCAUCUACCACCUACCCUAAUUCAUCGUACUUUGUACGCAGGCUACGCCUGAUCCCCUUCCAGCCCAACCAACCCCAGCGAAACCUCCCACAAUCUCCCCUCCCCCAUCUCAUCAAAAGCAUGUCUCUCAAACCCCGGGUCAAAACUCCGAUACCCCUCCUCCACCAUCCCCCCAACUCUACAAUCCUCCAAAUACUCCCCGCCCACACCCUCGUACUCCCGCCCA
Molecule: messenger RNA, 1560 nt
Organism: Aspergillus ruber CBS 135680
Lineage: Eukaryota; Fungi; Ascomycota; Eurotiomycetes; Eurotiales; Aspergillaceae
Exons: 1
Coding region: 230-1261 (343 amino acids)
Source: RefSeq, a predicted model, not a curated record